Molecule: messenger RNA, 1331 nt
Organism: Morone saxatilis (striped sea-bass)
Lineage: Eukaryota; Metazoa; Chordata; Actinopteri; Moronidae
Gene: slc71a1-2
Product: major facilitator superfamily domain containing 14A2
Exons: 11
Coding region: 195-1331 (378 amino acids)
Biological process (GO): transmembrane transport
Cellular component (GO): membrane
Molecular function (GO): transmembrane transporter activity
Source: RefSeq, a predicted model, not a curated record
CGGGACUAUAUUUUCGUUCAGGAAGAAGGGUUGAAGUGAGGUGGGGAUGAGAAAUCAUCAUUUACCGUAGUUAGCUCGCUGCUAGCUGCCCGGAGCCGACUGCCGANNGCUUUGUAGCCGAAAUCGGUAGAUUAUUUAACUCUCGACAGGCGCAACGAUGACCCUCUGACACCAAGAAUGGACAUAAGUUAACAAUGACGGGGGAGAAAAAGAAGAAAAAGCGGCUGAACCGCAGCAUUCUUCUGGCAAAGAAAAUUAUAAUAAAAGAUGGAGGAAGUCCUCAGGGGAUCGGUGAGCCCAGUGUUUACCACGCCGUGGUGGUCAUCUUCCUGGAGUUUUUUGCAUGGGGUCUCCUUACCACCCCGAUGCUCACGGUAUUACACCAGACAUUCCCCCAACACACAUUCCUGAUGAAUGGGCUUAUCCACGGUGUCAAGGGCCUAUUAUCAUUUCUCAGUGCUCCCCUGAUUGGAGCGUUGUCAGACGUAUGGGGACGCAAGUCCUUCUUGCUGCUUACGGUCUUCUUCACGUGCGCGCCCAUUCCACUGAUGAAGAUCAGCCCAUGGUGGUACUUUGCAGUCAUCUCCAUGUCCGGCGUCUUUGCCGUCACCUUCUCUGUGAUCUUUGCCUAUGUGGCGGACAUCACGCAGGAGCAUGAGAGGAGCACGGCAUACGGUUUGGUAUCCGCUACGUUUGCAGCCAGCCUGGUUACCAGCCCGGCCAUCGGCGCCUACCUAUCUGUAGCGUAUGGUGACACAUUGGUGGUGAUCCUGGCCACAGCCAUUGCUCUGCUCGACAUCUGCUUCAUCCUGGUGGCUGUACCAGAGUCAUUGCCAGAGAAGAUGAGGCCAGCAUCGUGGGGAGCGCCCAUCUCCUGGGAACAGGCAGACCCCUUCGCUUCUCUGCGUAAGGUGGGCCAGGACUCCACAGUGCUCCUCAUCUGCAUCACAGUGUUUCUCUCCUACCUCCCCGAGGCCGGCCAGUACUCCAGUUUCUUCCUCUAUCUCAAACAGGUCAUAGGCUUCACAUCAGAGACAGUUGCUGCCUUUAUUGCUGUGGUGGGGAUCCUCUCAAUACUAGCUCAGACGGUGGUAUUGGGGAUCCUGAUGCGUUCUAUAGGGAAUAAGAACACAAUCCUGCUUGGCCUCGGCUUCCAGAUCCUCCAGCUGGCGUGGUACGGCUUUGGCUCUCAGCCCUGGAUGAUGUGGGCGGCUGGAGCUGUCGCAGCCAUGUCCAGCAUCACCUUCCCUGCCAUCAGCGCCAUCGUGUCCCGUAACGCAGACCCCGACCAACAAGGUAACUGUCUCAACUGCAUCUAUCGCCUUGUUUAA